Brassica napus (rape) is the source of this 1763-nucleotide messenger RNA. RefSeq names its product eukaryotic initiation factor 4A-1. Gene Ontology annotation, cellular component: cytoplasmic stress granule. The record is from RefSeq and is a predicted model, not a curated record. Gene Ontology annotation, molecular function: RNA helicase activity; ATP binding; translation initiation factor activity. Gene Ontology annotation, biological process: cytoplasmic translational initiation. NCBI's taxonomy places the organism in Eukaryota, Viridiplantae, Streptophyta, Magnoliopsida, Brassicales, Brassicaceae. Bases 252 to 1490 code for a protein of 412 amino acids. The transcript has 4 exons.
CUAUAGAGAAAGGGAACCCUAACACGACUCAUGUAUUAAAAAAAAAGAAAGAAAGAAAGAAAAAGGCAGUAUAUAAAAGAUAGUAACGCGUUUUGCUCUCUGCCUCUUUACGAUUCGUUCACUCUCAAUCUCAAAGCCUCUCUCAAUCUUCGCUCUUUGUCUCUAACCGCCUUAGCCGGUUAGAUCCGAGUUUGGGAGAUUCAGCCUCCCUAAGUUAAACCAAAAACACUACUCUCUUUCGCUCUUCAGUCAUGGCAGGAUCCGCACCAGAAGGCACUCAGUUUGAUGCUCGUCAGUUCGACCAGAAGUUGAACGAAGUUCUUGAAGGACAGGAUGAGUUCUUCACCUCUUACGAUGAAUCCCACGACAGCUUUGACGCCAUGGGUCUCCAAGAGAAUCUCCUCAGGGGUAUCUACGCUUACGGUUUCGAGAAGCCUUCUGCUAUCCAGCAAAGAGGAAUCGUUCCCUUUUGCAAAGGCCUCGACGUGAUCCAGCAGGCCCAGUCCGGUACCGGCAAAACCGCCACUUUCUGCUCCGGCGUCCUCCAGCAGCUAGACUACUCCCUCGUCCAGUGCCAAGCCCUCGUCCUCGCCCCGACCAGAGAGCUCGCCCAGCAGAUCGAGAAGGUCAUGAGAGCCCUCGGCGACUACCUCGGCGUCAAGGUCCACGCCUGCGUCGGCGGGACCAGCGUCCGCGAGGACCAGCGCAUCCUCCAGGCCGGCGUCCACGUCGUCGUCGGCACCCCGGGGCGCGUGUUCGACAUGCUGAAGCGCCAGUCCCUCCGCGCCGACCACAUCAAGAUGUUUGUCCUUGAUGAGGCCGACGAGAUGCUCUCACGCGGGUUCAAGGACCAGAUCUACGACAUCUUCCAGCUCCUCCCCCCGAAGAUCCAGGUGGGAGUGUUCUCUGCCACCAUGCCGCCGGAGGCUCUCGAGAUCACGAGGAAGUUCAUGAGCAAGCCGGUGAGGAUUCUUGUGAAGCGCGACGAGCUUACUUUAGAAGGUAUCAAGCAGUUUUACGUCAACGUUGAGAAGGAAGACUGGAAGCUCGAGACGCUCUGCGACCUCUACGAGACGCUGGCCAUCACUCAGAGCGUCAUCUUUGUCAACACUAGGCGGAAGGUUGACUGGCUCACUGAUAAAAUGAGGGGGCGUGACCAUACAGUCUCUGCGACUCACGGAGACAUGGACCAGAACACUAGAGACAUUAUCAUGAGAGAGUUCAGGUCUGGCUCAUCUCGUGUGUUGAUCACGACUGAUCUCUUGGCUCGUGGUAUCGAUGUUCAGCAGGUGUCUCUGGUGAUCAACUACGAUCUGCCGACUCAGCCUGAGAACUACCUUCACCGUAUUGGAAGAAGUGGGAGGUUUGGGAGGAAAGGAGUGGCGAUCAACUUUGUGACCAAGGAUGAUGAGAGGAUGCUGUUUGAUAUUCAGAAGUUUUACAACGUGGUUGUUGAGGAGCUGCCUUCGAACGUUGCUGAUCUGCUGUGAAGGGGAGAAAAAGUUUGGUAUUGUCUACCGGAGAAGAAAGGUUUUUUACUUGUUUGUUAAGGCACGCACACCUCUUUGAUCUGAUUUUGAUCUCAUCUUCAUCAUCUCUCUUUCCAUAAGCGGUUUGUUUACGUUUUCUCUUGUGUGUUUCUCUAAGAACAUAUCUCUCGUAUUUUUAAAAUCAUAUGGAGUAUUUGUUUCUGGUUUGCUGUCUUUUCUCAUCUUCUUUUGUAUCAAAUCUUGUCGUGAAAGUUUUGGUUUUAAACAUUUUCA